Molecule: messenger RNA, 1989 nt
Organism: Sphaeramia orbicularis (orbiculate cardinalfish)
Lineage: Eukaryota; Metazoa; Chordata; Actinopteri; Kurtiformes; Apogonidae
Gene: mterf2
Product: mitochondrial transcription termination factor 2
Exons: 2
Coding region: 148-1275 (375 amino acids)
Biological process (GO): regulation of DNA-templated transcription; termination of mitochondrial transcription
Cellular component (GO): mitochondrial matrix
Molecular function (GO): double-stranded DNA binding
Source: RefSeq, a predicted model, not a curated record
UAAUAGGAAUUUUAUUGUGUAGCUCAUAAUUAUACACUUUUGACGAUCUCCAGUCAAAUAAUAAGUCAAAGUCAUCACGCUAAAUCUUGUAGUUUAAUCAUUGAAUGACCUGCGACGUCAGGCAUUCAGCCCUAGGACUUAGCUUCAAUGUUGCGUUUGAUCACAACUUCCUUAUGCCUCAGAUGCCUACGUGUCACAGCUCUUCCCUUAAACCCGAGGCCUUAUGCCACACUAAGCUCAGCAGAGAACCAACAGACUGUGGAGGCUCUGUAUGAUCUGUCUGUGGACAUACAAAAGGUCAGAAAAUUGAAGGGCUGGGUGUUGCAUCAUACUCCAGCCUACGCUAAGGAGGUAGCUCACCUGCUGACAGACAUGGGGGCCUCAGGCUCUGUCAUCGCUCGUAUACUGGUGGUACAUCCUGAGGCAGUCCUCUGCAGUCCAGAACAGGUCAUGGCUCAGAGGGAUCUGUGGAUGUCUGUGUGCCCAAACCAAAAGGAGUUGGUUAAUAUCAUUGAAAAAUUCCCUUCCUCAUUCUUCACAUCUUCCAGCCACCAUGACAACCAGCGAAACAACAUCACUUACUUCCAGAGCCUAAACCUCAACAAACGAAUCAUCACCAAACUAAUGGCCAGUGCCCCCCAGAGCUUCAGCCGACCAGUAGAACAGAACCAGGACAUGGUACACACCCUCCAACAGGCCUAUCAGGAGCUUGGUGGAGAGGAGGCCAACAUGAAGAUCUGGCUUCAGAAGCUGCUGAGCCAGAACCCGUUUGUUCUCCUCAAACCUCCUGAGGUGUUGAGGCAAAACCUGCUCUUCCUGAGGGACAAGGGCUUCAGCACCGCAGAGCUGCUCCGCCUCCUCUCCAAACUCAAAGGCUUCGUCACCGAGCUGAACCCGGACAGCAUGAGCCAAACCUUGGCAUACUCUCAGAACACCUUAGGCUGCUCCGAAGCAGAACUGCGGGGCAUCAUCCUCAAAUGCCCGGCACUGCUUUACUUCCCUGAAGAGAUUCUGGCCGAUCGCUUCAAGGGCCUGCUUGGUGCUGGAAUCAACAUGUCUCAAAUCAUAGAGACUCCAAAUAUUUUGGAGCUUACCACACAGAUAGUGAAUUACCGCAUCCAUAAACUUAAGGCACAUGGUUAUGAUGUAAGGACAGGCAGUUUGGACGUCCUUAAUGGCACUAAGAAGGACUUUGAGAUGAGUUACGGAAAACUACAACUACGCAGAGAGAGACCACUGUUUAACCCUGUUGCCCCUUUAAAAGGAGACGACUGAUAAUGCACAUCAAAUCAACUGUAACUUGGAAGAACACUAUUAAUUAUGUCUGUAUAAGUGUAAAUCAUCAUCACUAAAAGUGCAAUAAUUUAAGAUAUGUGUUUACUUCUGUUGUUCACUACCUCUGUACAAAUUACAUUCAUGCCAUUUGAGCUUGACAGUAAAUCAAGCAAAGCUGCCUGAAAUACAAAACAGCAUAUCUCAGGAUUUGAUCAUUGUAAAGUCUCAUUUAAAAUGGCUUUAUCUUGCUGUUUUUAAAACUGGUGCUAUAUAAAGAAAAUGUCAGUAAUGGUCUCAAAGACAUUUACCCAAAUUCUCUCUUUGUUUUGAAAGUACCAGAGUUUAGAGGAUGAUACAUAACUAGAACCCAAUUGAUGAACCAUAUUGCUAGUCAUAACUUUUUUCCAGCCCUUUUUUCUAACCUUUUGUUUGAAACAUCAAACACCAGACUCAGAAUUGCUUUAAGGAAGUUUCACUUGUAGCUCAGACUAAAAGAAAAUGAGAAGCGUGAUCACACCCAUGCACAACUGUAAUCAAUGGUGAAUUUGAUGGUUAUACGCAUGAAAAACAACUCACAUUAAUUGGUUAAAAUGUCAGAAUGUAGAUGUGAAUGUUAUGUAACAAUCACUCUGAGCAAUUCUGAGAAUCUGAAACAAAUGCAUUUUAAAAUGUGGGAAUUUGUGAGUUUUGUCAAAUAAAGUAUUUAUUACAGCU